AUGACUAAACCUACUGGUGCACGGGUGCAGGUGCAAGGUAUGAAGGACGGUCAGUCAGAUAGAGGAUCCUUACCACGACUACUAUCAAUGGAACCACGAGGAAUUUUGAGGAAUAAAGACGAGGCAUCACCGCACGAGCACUCUGAGGGCGACCUCGAUCGUCAAGAAGUGAUCCGAAACACAAGGAUUAAUGCGCAAUUGUCAGCAGAUUCCACUAAGGGGGAUAAGAUCCGGGCCAAAAUCGCUGAGGCCAGAGCCAAGGACGGCCUUGAACCUCUUCCCGAGCACUUGAAGUGGGAUGAAAUCAAUCUUUACAAGACCGAGCAGGAAAAGGCCGCCACCAUGAAGAUCGACGAACCUAAAACUCCAUAUGAGGGUGGUUUCAACCCAGAGGGCGAAUACUACAGGGACGAUGACGAAGAGAAUACACCCAUUCCAGACUUUUCGUUGGGUGAGGGCCAGUUCGACUCCGAAGCUCCCGUAAGUCAAUCACUCAAUGGCGGAGCUGUGUACAAAGAAGAAGGUGUAGAGGAGGAAGAACCAGAAGAAGAGGAAGAGAAGCCAUUGCUGGCGGAGGAGAAGCACAAACGAUUUGAAGAGAUGCGUAAAGCACACUACCAUUUGGCAGCUACGCCUCUCAAGCACAAGAUCGAAGUUUCUGACGACGAAGUAUAG
Messenger RNA from Sungouiella intermedia, 675 nucleotides. The record is from the annotation of a GenBank genome assembly. NCBI's taxonomy places the organism in Eukaryota, Fungi, Ascomycota, Pichiomycetes, Serinales, Metschnikowiaceae.